AUGGGCAUCCCACGUACCUGGGGAGGUGUCCUUGGUGGACUGUCUGCAUUCUGUGCUAUUGCUCAGGCGCAGACAUCCACUCCUUCGCCAACUUCCUCUGCCUCCGCUCAGUUCACUGUGCCCGCUGACGCAAAUGUCGCUCCUGCCAUGAUUCCCAAUAUCAAGGACCCACAGGCAGUGGACGCACAGACCGUCUGCCCGGGAUACACUGCUUCCAAUGUCCAACAGACUGCCUCUGGCUUCACCGCUUCUCUUGCUCUCGCCGGAAAUGCAUGCAAUGUCUAUGGUACCGAUAUUGACUCUUUGAGUCUCACUGUCGAGUAUCAGCGUGAGGACCGACUGCGUGUUGCGAUCGUGCCAACCUACAUCGGCGCAGAGAAUGCAACCCACUACGUUAUUCCUCCGGGUUAUCUGGCUGAAGCAAAGGUGGAGGAGUCCAACGUCGUCUCGGACUUGGAAUUCUCCUGGACCAAUGACCCAAGCUUCGGAUUUGAAGUGACCAGGAAGUCAACCAAAGAUGUUCUUUUCUCUACCAAGGGAACGAAACUUGUCUUUGAGAACCAGUUUGUUGAAUUCAAGAGCUCCCUCCCUGAGAACUACAAUCUGUAUGGAUUGGGCGAGUCGAUCCAUGGAUUCAAACUGGGAAACAACUACACCAAGACCUACUAUGCGGCAGAUGCUGGCGCCACCGUUGAUAUCAACGUUUACGGCACCCACCCUUUCUACUUGGAGACCCGUUACUUUAAGGAGGAAGCUGAUGGCAGCCUCACACUGGUAACAAGCGACGAAGCCAGUCCAAAUUCCAACUACACAUCUGUGUCCCAUGGAGUGUAUUCUCGAAACGCGCAUGGACAAGAUAUCUUGAUGCAGGAAGACAGCAUUACCUACCGGGCUAUUGGUGGCAGCAUCGACCUAUACUUCUUCCCAGGCCCAAGUCAACCAGAGAUCACCAAAUCAUACUUGACUACUGUCGGUUUGCCUGCGAUGCAGCAGUACUGGACCUUUGGUUUCCACCAAUGUCGGUGGGGAUACAAGAGCUGGGCAGAACUCGAGGAUGUCGUGAACAAUUACACGUCCUUUGGCAUCCCGAUGGAAACUAUUUGUCCCAAGGGAAAGGAAAAAGGCAGCUCGACUGACAAUAUUUCUUCAAGGACUGAUAUUGACUGGAUGCUUCGUUACCGCGACUUUGAAAACGACCCUGAAGGGUUUGAUGACGAGUCAAGCAAGGGUUUCAUUCAGCGUCUCCAUGACAGUGGUAGACACUAUGUUCCAAUCAUCGAUUCAGCCAUUUACAUUCCCAACCCGGAGGUCCCGGAGGACGCAUACCCUGUCUUCGAGAGAGGAAACGAAGCUGGAGCUUUCCUGACAAACCCCGAUGGCAGCAUCUAUGUCGGUGCUGUCUGGCCAGGAUACACUGUCUUCCCUGACUGGUUGGCCGAAGGCACUGAGCAAUGGUGGAUUGACGAGAUGGUUAGAUACCACCAGAUCACCGGGUACGAUGGUGCAUGGAUUGAUAUGAGUGAAAUCUCUUCCUUCUGCGUUGGAAGCUGCGGAAGUAACAACCUCACCCUCCAACCUGUGCAUGUUCCUUUUGCCCUGCCUGGAGAGGCUGCCAACCCGGUUCUUAUCUACCCCGAAGGAUUCAACAAAACCAACGCCACCGAAGCUGCCUCUGCUUCAGCAGCACGCGCCUCCUGGUCCAGUGCUUAUCCGACCAGUUCUGCCACUCCCACUUCCUACGUCCGCACCACCCCUACUCCGGGUGUUCGCGAUGUCAACUACCCUCCCUAUGAGAUCAACAAUGUCAAGGGCGCCUUGGCUGUGGGUGCUAUCUCGCCCAACGCAACCCACGCAGACGGCACACUCGAAUAUGACAUGCACAACCUUUGGGGUCAUGGUAUCCUCAAGGCCACAUAUAAUGCUCUCUCUGCUAUUUCUCCCGAUGCGCGGCCCUUCAUUCUUGGUCGCUCAACAUUCGCCGGUUCCGGAUCGUACGCCGCCCACUGGGGUGGUGACAACUGGUCUAACUGGCCAAGUAUGUUCUUUUCCAUCCCGCAGGCUCUUUCCAUGUCGCUCCUAGGAAUUCCCAUGUUUGGAGCUGACACAUGUGGAUUUGCCGAUAACACUGAUAUGGAGCUGUGCAACCGCUGGAUGCAAUUGAGCGCUUUCUUCCCCUUCUAUAGAAACCAUAACAUCAUCGGUGCCAUCAGCCAGGAAGCAUAUAGAUGGUCCUCUGUUAUCGAUGCCAGCAAGACGGCUAUGGCUAUUCGAUACCAGCUUCUACCUUACAUGUACACGCUCUUCUACCACGCCCACACAAAGGCUGAGACAGUCAUGAGGGCUCUCGCUUGGGAGUUCCCUAACGAUCCAUCUCUCGCUAAUGCCGAUCGCCAGUUCAUGCUGGGUCCCUCUAUCAUGGUUAUUCCUGUCCUCGAACAGGGUGCAACAUCCGUGAACGGUGUCUUCCCUGGCCUUAUCGAAGGCGAGGAAGUCUGGUAUGACUGGUACAAAAACACCGCCGUCCCCGUGCCUGCCCAAGCGAACACAACUAUCCCCGCCCCUCUCGGCCACAUUCCCGUCUACGCCCGUGGAGGUUCCGUCUUGCCCCUUCAGCAAGCUGCACUCACCACCAGAGACGCACGAAACAGCCCCUGGGAUAUCCUGGUGGCACUGGGCAAGGACGGCAGCGCAACUGGAAAGCUCUACCUUGACGAUGGAGUCAGCAUUACACCAGACGCCGUGCUUCAUGCGGAAUUCAAGGUCGAGAACAGGAAGCUUGAAACCACCAUUGAGCAUGGUGGAUGGGUUGAAGAGAACAGUCUCAGAAACGUUACCAUUUGGGGUGUUGAGAAGACGAAGCGCCCUAUCAAGUUCAAUGGAAAGGUUGUGCCCGGCAAUAACGUCCACUUCGAUGCUGACAAGAACACCCUGGUCGUUUCCCUGUCCAGUGCCUCGGCUUGGACUGGAAAGGGUUGGUCAUUGGAAUGGUAG
Penicillium egyptiacum is the source of this 2991-nucleotide messenger RNA. The record is from the annotation of a GenBank genome assembly. NCBI's taxonomy places the organism in Eukaryota, Fungi, Ascomycota, Eurotiomycetes, Eurotiales, Aspergillaceae.